Molecule: messenger RNA, 435 nt
Organism: Argentina anserina (silverweed cinquefoil)
Lineage: Eukaryota; Viridiplantae; Streptophyta; Magnoliopsida; Rosales; Rosaceae
Product: reactive Intermediate Deaminase A, chloroplastic
Exons: 5
Cellular component (GO): cytosol; mitochondrion
Molecular function (GO): deaminase activity
Source: RefSeq, a predicted model, not a curated record
AUGCAAACUUGCACACAAUACAUAUAUAUAGCAGUCGGCGUCGGUUGUGCCUCGCUGGCCGGCUCCGGCUUGUGGCGGUCCUCGCCUUCCUCCCGCUUUUCUUGCUUGGCAAUCUCCACCGACACUCGAAUCAAGGAGGCUGUGAAAAUGGAUAAGGCUCUUGCGGCAUUGGGACCCUAUUCGCAGGCAAUCAAAGCUAACAAUGUCCUCUAUGUGUCUGGUUGUCUUGGUCUGAUUCCCGAGACCGGAAACUUUGUCUCUGAUGAUGUUGAAGGUCAGACGGAGCAGGAAUGUUGAUAUGGGAUUGUUCUCAAGAAUAUGGGAGAAAUAUUGAAAGCGAGUGGUGCCGAUUAUUCAUCUGUAGUUAAAACAACUAUUUUAUUGAAAGACUUCAAGACAGUCAAUCAGAUCUAUGCUAAAUGUGAGUUGUUGUAA